AUGGCGGAUGGACAAGCCAGGUUUCGACAGGCUGUCAGACGCAAGGAAUCGAUUGCGAAGUCAGAAACUUUCGACUGCGGAAACUGUCAGACACAGGCAGACAAGCCAGUGAUGAUGUAUCUAGCUAGCUGCUUGGUACUUGGUAGUGAUAGCACUAAGCCGGGUACCCGAGAGGAGCUGACCCAGUUUUUCGCCAGUAACCGGGGCACCCAGAAAUAUCUAGUGAGUACUAAGAAUGAGGAGGACCCCGAUCGGUCCAGUCAAGGGGAGGGGAUGGCGAGAUCCAAUGAUAGCCGCCCACGUCAAGGAACGGGAAGAAAAAAAGGUGUCUAG
Messenger RNA from Aspergillus vadensis CBS 113365, 333 nucleotides. RefSeq lists its product as uncharacterized. The coding region runs from base 1 to 333 and encodes 110 amino acids. Lineage: Eukaryota; Fungi; Ascomycota; Eurotiomycetes; Eurotiales; Aspergillaceae. The transcript is spliced from 3 exons. The record is from RefSeq and is a predicted model, not a curated record.